CUUCUCGACCAGCUCGAUCGCCUCUCCCGAUUAUGCGACUUUAGCGUUGCUUCUAGUUCAGGAAUAUGGACAGCCUGCGUUGAAACAACUAAUCUACCUGUUUUGUCGUUCUACUGUGAUCCACCGACUUCGAUGUGGCGUUUAGUCUGAGAUCCCAGGAACAAAACACUGAAGUCUUUUGGACGAUCGCUUGCAACAUUUGGUUUUGUGCGAAUCCACAUUUAAUCAACCGUCGAUCCAAUAUGCGAAUCCGUAUACGAGGGCCAUCGGGAGGCUCCUCGACUGCGACAUUAGACGACGCCGCAACGAUAGAAACGCUGCGAAAGACGAUCACAACGGAAACAUCAUUGACUAGUUUCGAUGUCAAGUACGGAUAUCCUCCUAAAACACUCCAGCUAGAUCAGUAUCCUCCGUCACAGCUACUAACCUCGCUCGAGGUCAAAUUGAACGGCGAGCAACUCAUCGUCAAUAGCACCGAGGCCACCAAAGGGUUAGGGUCGGGGCGUGGCUCUAGCGAUCGACAUGAAUCAUCGGCCAGCCAAAGGUCUGCACCGCCAGCAACUUCAGAGGUUAAAACAACCCCUGCACCAUUAUCUUUGUCCCGGAAAAGCAAUCCUGCCAUGGAUGACCCGCCAGAGGUGUUGAUGCCAGAAGACGGGGGGACGUUAGUGCUCCGCAUCAUGCCUGAUGACAAUUCCUGUUUGUUCCGGGCGAUCGCCAGUGCUGUUAUCUCAGACCUAGAUGCCGUCACCGAGCUGCGCUCGGUGGUUGCACAAACCAUUCAGGCGCAUCCCGAAAGGUAUUCCAAGGCCAUUCUUGACAACAAAGAGCCGGAUCAAUAUUGCCGGUGGAUUCAGUCGGAAGAUGCGUGGGGUGGUCAAAUAGAAUUGGAUAUCCUCAGUCAACAUUUCAACGUGGAGAUAUGCAGCAUCGACGUGCAGACACUGCGAGUCGACCGGUACAAUGAAGGGGCACACAGUCGUUGUUUCGUUGUCUACUCGGGCAUUCACUAUGACACAAUUGCGCUAAGCCCAUUUGCGACCUCAGAGCCCGAAUUUGAUCAAAAGCAAUUCGAGGGGCCACAAGCUGACGCGGUGCUGGUGUCGGCGGUCAAGCUGUGUCAGAAACUACAGGAACGACAUUACUACACUGACACGGCCGGAUUUUCGAUUCGAUGCGGUGAUUGUGGAGCGAUCUGUGUGGGUGAAUCAGGUGCCACUAAGCAUGCUGAGCAGACAGGGCAUUAUAACUUUACAGAGGCGGCCACGAGUUGAGGAGUUGAGGUUGGCGCUUUGACUAUGGUCAAGAUGUAUCAUGGCUAGGGACCCCUGGUAAUAGUAUAGCACUAUGAACCAUGACAUGAACCCGGCCUCGACAGUGUUGAUUGUUUACUGGCACUUGGAGUAGA
Molecule: messenger RNA, 1408 nt
Organism: Exophiala mesophila
Lineage: Eukaryota; Fungi; Ascomycota; Eurotiomycetes; Chaetothyriales; Herpotrichiellaceae
Exons: 1
Coding region: 243-1274 (343 amino acids)
Biological process (GO): protein deubiquitination; endoplasmic reticulum unfolded protein response
Cellular component (GO): cytosol; nucleus
Molecular function (GO): cysteine-type deubiquitinase activity
Source: RefSeq, a predicted model, not a curated record